Molecule: messenger RNA, 2706 nt
Organism: Klebsormidium nitens
Lineage: Eukaryota; Viridiplantae; Streptophyta; Klebsormidiophyceae; Klebsormidiales; Klebsormidiaceae
Source: the annotation of a GenBank genome assembly
CUACCAUGAACGAACUUGUUCAAGUUGUUGAGCCUUGACUCUGAGGGCGCCAGACGCGCCAAUCAACAUCGACGUUGACAUCAUGUUUCUGAAGCACAAAACAUGUUCUGAAGCUAGGUACUUCUAAGAUUCGUAAGAAGAAGCUCGACGAAGGAUGAGGAAGCCCGCCAGCGACAGCUUACGUCUCUUCUACAGCACUUGUGUGCAGCAUUGCGCCUGUGAAUGAGCAGCUUCUUGGGGUUUCAGCGAUGGGCUCUGCCACGGAUUCAAUAAGAGAGGAGCUGAUUGAAAGCCUCAGACCGGAAUGCGCUGUUUGCUUGCUCCCGUACGAUGAUGGGGGAAGGAUUCCUCGAUUGCUUUCCUGCGGGCACUCCAUCUCUCAGGAUUGUGCGGACCUGCUCAUUGAUUCAAACUACAGUCCUGCCGGGGGGGAUGCAUACGUGGGGUUUGGCAGGGGUGAUUCCGCUCCUCAGGACACUCCUCAAGGCUCGGGGCUUCCCAGCAUUCCGCCCGAAGGCCUAGGGAAGAUCGUGGGAGCGAGGUUUGGCGUUGUCAAGUGCCCCGAGUGCAAUCAGCGCACCAAGGUGCCGGCCAAGGGCGCACGGGGCCUGGCCAAGAACAUUGAACUGCUGAGGAUCAUUAGCAAGCUGGAGGGGAAUGAUGGCAGUGCUAAGGCGAGGAAGGCGGACCUGGAGCGCAAGGUAAACUGGGCAAGAGAGAUUAUGUCCCAAAAUGGGGCUGAUACCGGGGCUUUGCAGAACAGUGUAAACGAGUUGGGCGAGGGCACCCCAGGGACCGAUUCUAACCAGGGGGCGCGAUCGGAGCCGUCCGGCAGCGGUCAAGAGGAAGCAGUGCCGGAAAGGGAAGAGAGCGAAGAGAUCCAGACAGACGCAGACAGCACCUCGCUGUCGCCAAGCGGAGGCUCCGGAUCUGAGCUCUUCCAGAGCGCCCGGGAGGGCCCUGAACUGGCGGUGCCGUCGACCGCGCCCUCCGUCGAUACGCUGAGGAGUGCGUUUGAGGCAGGGAGGGAACAGCAGGCUCUGGGCAGUGACGAGCCGGAGACUGCGGAGGCCAGAGUCGGGCAAGAUGAGAUUGCGGAGUUGCAAACUUCGCCUGCAAGGAGAGCCCCUCCCCCUCUGGAAAUUCCGCAGGUGCCCCAGUCGGGGGCCUCAGUUGCGGCCGUUGAUCAAAACGGGGAAGAUCCCGAAGCAGCUUCGGCACCAGAGGGAGCGCAGUCACGACCGCUGACGGGGCUCCACGGCAUGAUCUGCGGGCACCAGGACAGCGUCUCAGCGCUCGCCGUGGUGGCCGACCAGUGGCUGUGCAGUGCGUCGUUUGACCGCACGGUGCGCGUGUGGUCCCUGGCCGACGGUGCCCCGCACGGCGUGCUCCAGGGGCACCAGCACCGCAUCAUGGCGCUCGCCACUGUGUCUCUGCUGCCGGAGGAGUCGGCCGGCGUGGAUGAGGAUGGCAUCAUCUGCGGCAACGGCAGGAUCAUCGAUAACUACGUUGGUGGGCCAGACGUGGUAGCGGGCAUUCCGCGCGGGGCGGAUCUGCUGGUGAGCGCAGACUACGGGGGCCAGAUCAAGGUGUGGUCCGUCAUCCGGGACACGAGCGUUGUGCGCGGCCCGGGAGAGUCCCCCGAGGGCGAGGACAAGCCGGGCGUGUCACCCGGAGAGCCGUGCCCUGGGCCAGGGAAGUUGCUGGCGUCCUGGGAUGCGCACGUGGACUGGAAGUACUUUGGUGUGCUGGCGCUGGCAGUAGCAGAGGGGAAAGUGCUGUACAGCGGGGCGGGAGACCGCACCAUCCGCGCAUGGAGCCUGGGGGCGGGCGGGGUGCCGCUGGGGGGCUUGCUGGGGGUGCUGGAGGGCCAUACGGGGCCUGUGUCAGCGCUGGCAGUGGACGGGGAGUUGCUGUACAGCGGGAGUUGGGACGGGUCUGUGCGUGGGUGGUGGCGCGAGGACCACACCCCCGUGGCUGUGGUCCAGGCAGGGCCAGGGCCCGGCGUGCGCUGCCUCUCCAUGGUGGGGCCCAGGCUGGUGGCGGGCAGGGACGACGGCACGCUGCAGGCGUGGGUGGAGGGCCAGCCCGAGAGCGAGCAGCGGCGCGCGCACGGCGGCGUGGUGGCCACCAUGUGCACGUGGGGGCCGUUCCUAUACACGGGCAGCUGGGAUGGCGUCAUCCACGUGUGGCGGGCCGACGCGCCAUUUGGAAACGAGGCCCCCCUUGCGAGCAUCCACGUGGAGGGAGGACCGCUGGCGGUGGUCCACUCUCUGGUGGCAGCGAGGGGGCGGCUGUUCAGUGCGCAUCUCGAUACGGCGAUCAAGGUCUGGACCGAAGCAAGAUCGUGAUGCGUGUAGGAGAAUGGAACGAUAAGCCGUCCAGAUUGAUAAAGUGGACAUAGAGUAACAUAGUAUUAAUGUUGGGCUGACCUCUAAGUUGUUGUUAAAAGCACUAGGGGCUUGCAAAAUCAACAUCGUUUUUGACUGCUUUGGAUCGAUGCCACGGUCCAGGCAGUAAGGGAAACUGCUAGUUAGUUUUUGUCACGGCUUCGUAUAGGAAGUGCCGCUGUGUGAGUUUGCCAUGUUGUGAUCGACCCCGGCACAAGAUAGACCGGCUCGUGCUUGGUCGAGACCGCGAGCUGGUAUUCAUUGUUCUACGCAACUGUCCACUGAGUCUCAAUUUUCAAUGAUGGUCCACAUCCCU